AUGACAUUGACACGCUCCCAAACGGGGAGAACUCCCAAGAAAAUGGAUCGCCCCGGGUUCAUUGAGACGCCUGGCCGCCGCACCCGUGCCUCCGAGGCCAGCGAGUCCGACACUCCAGCGAGCCGAUCCAAGUCGGCCACGCGCCGUCGCACGUCUGGCAGAGUCAAGGCUGAGGAAGAGGAGGAUACCCCGAAGAGCGCGACCAAUGGCAAGGCCGCUGCCCCCAAGUCCAAGUCCAAGUCGUCGACGACCAAGGCCAAGCGUAUUGUGGACGGCUGGGAGGAAGGACUCGAUCCCAAGAUCGACUACAGUGGUCACUUCGAGUUCGGUGGUUCUAUCGGCGUGCUUUCCAUGAUGAUUGGGUUCCCCUUGCUCAUGUACUACAUGUGGAUUGGCGCGACCUACUACAAUGGCAAGUUCCCUCGUCCCGCCGAGGGCCAGAGCUACUCGGAGUUUUUCGCACACCUGGGUGAAUUGGUAUACACGGGUGCGUUCCCGUCGCUUAAGGCCUGGACCAUCUAUUGGGUUUUCUUUGUCUUCGAGGGUGCCUGCUACGUUCUUCUUCCCGGUGUGUCGAUGAUGGGACGGCCACUCCCGCACAUGGGCGGCAAGCAGCUGCCGUACUACUGCUCUGCUGUGUGGUCAUUCUACACGAGCAUUGCGCUGGCAUUGGCUCUGCACUUCACGGGUCUUUUCAAGCUCUACACCAUCAUCGACGAAUUUGGACCCCUGCUUAGUGUCGCGAUCCUGUCGGGAUACCUGGUCUCUUUCGCCGCUUACUUCUCGGCCCUGUACCGCGGCGCGCAGCACCGCAUGACUGGUUACCCCAUCUAUGACUUCUUCAUGGGCGCUGAGCUCAACCCGCGCAUGUUCGAGAUCCUCGAUUUCAAGAUGUUCUUCGAGGUGCGCCUCCCCUGGUACAUUCUCCUGUUCCUGUCCAUGGGUGCCGCCGCUCGCCAGUGGGAGGUCUAUGGCUAUGUGUCCGGCGAGGUCAUGUUCCUCGUCAUGGCGCAUUUCCUCUAUGCCAACGCCUGCUCGAAAGGCGAGGAGUGCAUUGUAUCCACCUGGGACAUGUACUACGAGAAAUGGGGCUUCAUGCUGAUCUUUUGGAACCUGGCUGGUGUGCCCUUGAGCUACUGCCACUGCACCAUCUACCUGGCCAACCAUGACCCGGCCACUUACCAGUGGAACCGCUUCUUCCUUGCCUUCCUCUAUAUUGCAUACUUGUUCGUGUACUGGGUCUGGGACACGACCAACAGCCAGAAGAACCGCUUCCGCCAGCAGGAGCGCGGCACCAUGGUGACCCGAAACACGUUCCCGCAGCUCCCCUGGCAGACCGUCGAGAACCCCAAGACCAUCACCGCGGCCGAUGGCUCCAAGAUUCUCGUGGAUGGGUGGUACGGCAAGGCCCGCAAGAUCCACUACACCUGCGAUCUCUAUUUCGCCUUGAACUGGGGCUUGAUCACCGGUUUCUCGAGCCCGUUCCCCUGGUUCUAUCCGGUCUUCUUUGCCUGCAUGAUCAGCCAUCGCGCCUUGCGUGACAUCCAGCGGUGUCGGACCAAGUACGGUGAGGCUUGGCUCGAGUAUGAGAAGCAGGUGCCCUACCUCUUCAUUCCCUAUGUCUUCUAA
This is a messenger RNA of Penicillium lagena, 1629 nucleotides long. It is a transcript of the gene erg4, whose product is annotated as c-24(28) sterol reductase. The record is from RefSeq and is a predicted model, not a curated record. Bases 1 to 1629 code for a protein of 542 amino acids. NCBI's taxonomy places the organism in Eukaryota, Fungi, Ascomycota, Eurotiomycetes, Eurotiales, Aspergillaceae. The transcript is spliced from 4 exons. Gene Ontology annotation, biological process: ergosterol biosynthetic process. Gene Ontology annotation, molecular function: Delta24(24-1) sterol reductase activity. Gene Ontology annotation, cellular component: endoplasmic reticulum membrane.